ACAGCAGAUACAAAUGCUAGUCAGCCCAUUAGCAUCGUCUAUGUGAGCAAUUAUUGGGCUCACAUGUCUAUGUGCAAUUGCGACAUCGCUGUGGGGAGCGACGACAUCGGAAAAUUGUGGCUAUCGGUGUUCUCUAUAUAUUUCAACGUUAAUGCUACUUGAUAGCCGUCAGAAUAUCGUCAGAUAUCUCAUUGUCUUCUCAAACUUCCAAGGCUCCUAAAGACUCGAAUCUCCACUUCUUAAUCAUUGAACCUGCAACUUGAUAAAGUAAAGAUAGGGUUCACGCGCCAUAGAGACACCAUGGCACAGGGGAAACGACCUAACUUUCUCAUUUGCCUAGCCGACGACUUAGGAUUCUCGGAUGUCGCAUCAUUUGGUGGUGAAAUCAAUACUCCAAAUAUCGAUAAGCUUGCCAAGAAUGGGAUACGGUUCGCGGACUUCCAUGCGGCUGCGGCCUGCUCGCCAUCCCGAGCAAUGAUCAUGACCGGCACAGACCAUCACAUUGCCGGCCUUGGAAAUCUAAUCGAAUGGACCAAUAUUUCCGGUCAAAAUGACCCUAACGGAACAAUGUCGACCUCCGUUCAACGGGGUAUGCCCGGAUAUGAAGGAUAUCUUAAUGAACGGGUUGUGGCUCUCCCUGAAAUACUCCGUGACGCUGGCUAUCUGACUCUCAUGUCGGGAAAGUGGCACCUAGGCCUUACACCAGAACGAAGCCCCAAAGCCCGAGGGUUUGAGAAGAGCUUCGCUCAUCUACCAGCAUGCAGCAAUCACUAUGGAUACGAACCUCAACUAGAAGGUAUGGACCAAAUACCUGAGUUCAUGACGAUGAGCUUCAUCGCCCUACAUAGCGAAGACGGCGAGUACGUGAAGAAGCUACCAGAAGGAUGGUAUUCUUCUAACGGAUACGGUGAUAAGAUGGUGAACUACCUAAAGGAUUGGAAAGAGAAGAAGGAUGAGCGACCGUUCUUCGGCUACCUACCAUUCACUGCACCUCAUUGGCCUCUACAAGCUCCCAAGGAGUACAUUAAGAAGUACCGCGGGGUAUAUGAUGAUGGCCCUGAUGCCCUACGUCAAAAACGACUUCAACGACUCAAGGAUCUCGGCAUGGUGCCACAAGAUGUGGAACCUCACCCAGUCGUAGCCGACGAAGUGAAAGACUGGAAAGAUAUGAGCGAAGAAGAGCGCGCUAACUCAUCACGAGCAAUGGAAUGCUUCGCCGGUAUGGUUGAAUGCAUUGAUGCCAACGUGGGGAAGGUUGUCGACUACCUCGAUGAAAUUGGUGAGCUAGACAACACGUUUGUCUGCUUCCUUUCAGACAAUGGAGCUGAGGGCGCCGCAUACGAAGCCUAUCCGAUCGUUCAAAGCACAAUGUUGCAGCACUUAAAGAAAUAUUAUAACAAUCACAUUGAUAAUCUCGGCAAUGGAGACUCAUUUAUAUGGUACGGCCCCCGAUGGGCGCAAGCUGCUACUGCACCGAGUAGAUUAUAUAAGGCGUACACCACCGAAGGUGGCGUUCGUGUGCCGUACUUGAUGAAGCCGCCUGCGAGCUUCGGCGGCCAAUUUGAUGCCGGCAGCAUAACGCAUCAAUUUGCGACGGUGAUGGACCUCGCACCAACGAUCCUCGACAUGGCUGGUGUGAAGCACCCCGCGCCGACAUAUCAGGGCCGAGAGGUCGUGACCAUGAGAGGCAAAUCGAUGGUACCGUAUCUGCAAAAGAAGGCAGAGACCAUCCAUGAGAAGGACUUUAUUAACGGAUGGGAAACAUGUGGACGAGCAGCAUGUCGAAAAGGUGACUGGAAGAUCGUGUUCAUCCCUAAGCCAAAGGGUCCGGAACGUUGGCAACUAUACAAUCUCGCGAAAGACCCCGGUGAGAUAAACGACCUUGCAGAGCAGGAGCCCGAGAGAUUGAAAGAAUUAGUCAAACUGUGGGAUCAGUACGUUCUUGAGACAGGCGUCAUACCGCUGUCUCCGGAUCUUGGCAACUGGAUGGCAGCUAUGGAGGAGCAAAUGCCGGAAAACGCAUGGAUUGAGUAUGAAUACUGGAAGGAGGGCGCCAGAGACGAUCCGUCGAGGUUCACAAAGCAAAUCCCCCGAUUCCAGAGACAAGUCAAAGCGAUUUAAAAAGAGGAUAUUCAAAUGUAUUCAUAGUCUCGGACGAGCGACCUAGGUACCUAGGUACUUAAUAAUUCACAUUUAUUUCCCACGAUGUAUACAAUUCCGAACCCGUGUAUUAAUGAGCAUCUAACUACGAUAGCCUAUCUAAUUCUUCUUCUUCUUCUUCUUCAA
This is a messenger RNA of Hypoxylon trugodes, 2286 nucleotides long. RefSeq names its product alkaline phosphatase-like protein. Bases 301 to 2121 code for a protein of 606 amino acids. Gene Ontology annotation, molecular function: arylsulfatase activity. The transcript has a single exon. The record is from RefSeq and is a predicted model, not a curated record. NCBI's taxonomy places the organism in Eukaryota, Fungi, Ascomycota, Sordariomycetes, Xylariales, Hypoxylaceae.